This is a messenger RNA of Penicillium macrosclerotiorum, 786 nucleotides long. RefSeq names its product beta-lactamase-like protein. The transcript has 8 exons. The coding region runs from base 1 to 786 and encodes 261 amino acids. Gene Ontology annotation, molecular function: hydroxyacylglutathione hydrolase activity. Lineage: Eukaryota; Fungi; Ascomycota; Eurotiomycetes; Eurotiales; Aspergillaceae. The record is from RefSeq and is a predicted model, not a curated record.
AUGCAUGUUCAGUCGAUUCCCAUGUGGACUGGGAAGGGCAACAACUAUGCCUACCUGGUCACGGAUGAGCCUACUAAGCAAUCCGUAAUCAUUGAUCCUGCGAAUCCGCCAGAGGUGGUCCCGGAAUUGAAGUCGCAAAUUGAUGGGGGCAAGAUCAUCUUGUCAGCUAUUGUGAACACUCACCAGUACGUCUAUGCUUCUUCUCUUCUGCCUUUGGUACUCAGUCUAGAAAGCCGGCUUGAGCAACUUGGCAAGCUCCCUGUCAUUGGAGGCAAGAAUUGCCAGUCCGUCACCAAGACCCCAGCACAUGGCGAGGAGUUCAAGAUCGGAGACCGCAUCUCUGUCAAAGCUCUGCACACCCCAUGCCACACCCAAGAUAGUAUCUGCUAUUUCAUGGAAGAUGGAGACCAGCGUGUUGUGUUUACUGGUGACACCCUCUUCAUUGCCGGCUGCGGUCGAUUCUUUGAGGGAAAUGCAGAGGAGAUGCACAAGGCUUUGAACGAGACGCUGGCCUCAUUGCCAGAUGACACCAAAGUCUACCCGGGCCACGAAUACACAAAGGCGAAUGUGAAAUUUUGUCUCAGCGUGUCCCAGACAGAACCAAUCACCAAGCUUCAGGCCUUUGCCGAGAAAAAUCAGCAGACGCAGGGAAAAUUUACUAUUGGUGAUGAGAAGCUCCACAAUGUGUUCAUGCGUGUUAAUGACCCGGAGAUUCAGAAAGCGACCGGCAAAACAAAGCCAGUGGAGGUGAUGGCCGCGCUGAGAGAGAUGAAGAACGCAAUGUAG